Racocetra persica is the source of this 2946-nucleotide messenger RNA. NCBI's taxonomy places the organism in Eukaryota, Fungi, Glomeromycota, Glomeromycetes, Diversisporales, Gigasporaceae. The record is from the annotation of a GenBank genome assembly.
GUGAUGCCAGUUUUUGCUAGUAUUAUUUCUUUUGUUGUAUUUGUACUUACUGGUGGUACACUUACGUCCGAAUUAGUAUUUUCAUCCUUGGCACUAUUUAAUAUAAUUCGUUUGCCUCUAAAACUUUUACCCAUGGUUAUUGCCGUAGCAACCGAUGCUUGGGUUUCAAUUGGCCGUAUCCAAGAAAUAUUGUUAGCCGACGAAUUAGAGUAUCUACCUAAAAUUGAUUAUAAUGCUGAUAAAUUUGCUAUUAAAGUAAUAAAUGGAGAAUUCGUAUGGGAUGGAUCUCCUGUUUCUUAUAAGGAACAUUCGCCUAUAUUGACGCCUCAGUUGCGUCUUAGUGAUAUUAAUUUUACAAUUUCUCAUGGAAAACUUGUUGCUAUUGUGGGUUCCGUGGGUUCAGGGAAAUCUUCGUUGCUAUCAGCAUUGGUUGGUGAAAUGAAAAAAGUUGAUGGGGAAAUAAUAUUCGGCGGUACCGUUGGAUAUUGUCCACAAACUGCUUGGAUACAGAAUGCUACGCUUAGGGAAAAUAUUACUUUUGGUUUACCGUUUGAUGAAGAAAAAUAUCAACGAGUAAUAAAGGAUUGUUGCCUUGAACCCGAUUUAGCGAUUCUACCAGCGGGUGAUAUGACAGAAAUUGGAGAAAAAGGAAUUAAUCUUUCUGGAGGACAAAAGCAACGCGUAAAUAUUGCAAGAGCUGUAUACUUUGAUGCGGAUAUUGUUUUAUUGGACGACCCAUUAUCAGCUGUUGAUGCGCACGUUGGAAAAUACCUGUUUACGAAUUGUAUACAAGGAUCACUUGCGAAAAAAACCAGAAUCUUAGUCACCCAUCAACUGCAACUAUUAUCUCAAGUUGAUUAUAUUAUUUGUAUGGAAGAUGGCGAAAUUGUAGAACAAGGAACAUAUGAAGAAUUGAUUAAUGCCAAUAAAAGCUUCGCAAAAUUAAUAUCAGAGUUUGGGGAUUCUAAAGAUGAGAUGACUACAAUUGACAUUGAAACAAAUGAGUCAACGGAAAAAAAGUUUUUGGCAUCACCUAUUCCAUCUACAUCUUCACAAGGAUUAAUGUCAUUAGAAGAGCGAACAACAGGUGCUGUUGCAGACAAGAUUUAUCUAACUUAUAUAAAAGCUGCCGGGGGUUUGGCAUUGAUACCAUUAUUUUUAUUUUUAUUGGUGAUGAUGCAAGGAAGCAAUAUCGGAAGUAAUUUAUGGCUUUCAUUUUGGACAAGCAAUAAUUUUGCCCUAACGACCGAACAAUAUAUGUCAGUUUACUGUGCAUGGGGUGUUGCAGAAAGCAUUUUCAGUGUUUUAGUAUGUUUAACACUUUCUUUUGCUGGAAUCGCCGCUGCCAGAAACUUGCAUAAGAAAGCAAUCCAACAAAUUCUAAAAGCACCAAUAAAUUUCUUUGAAACAACACCUUUAGGUCGAAUAAUUAAUCGAUUUAGCAAAGAUAUUGAUGCUUGUGAUAAUUUGAUCACUGAAUCAUAUCGAAUGUUUUUCAGUACUUUGGCGAAUGUAUUCGGGACUUUUGCACUGAUAAUUGCAGUUUUUAUAUGGUUUCUUGUACCUUUGAUACCACUUAUCGUAUUAUAUUAUUGCGCUGCCAUUUAUUUUAGAGCAACAAAUCGUGAAUUGAAACGCCUUGACUCAAUAUUACGAUCUUCCCUUUACGCACAUUUUUCCGAAUCUUUAACUGGUUUACCAACAAUUAGAGCAUACCGAGUACAAACACGGUUCAUAAGUACCAAUGAGAAUUACAUGGAUAUAGAAAAUCGAGCAUAUUUUAUGCAAUUUUCUGUCAACAGAUGGCUUGGAAUCCGUCUUGAAACUAUCGCCAACUCAUUGAUUUAUUGCGCAAGUUUAUUAGCAGUUAUGCAAAGAUUUCAAGUAGAACCUGCGAUUAUUGGGUUGAUUCUUAGUUAUGCAACACAAGUUACUGCGGACUUUAAUUGGUGUGUUCGACAAUUUGCUGAAGUGGAAGCAAAUAUGAAUGCAGUAGAGCGUCUAGUGCAUUACACGGAUAAUCUCGAAAGUGAACCUGCAUCAAUAAUUCCUGACAAUAGACCAUCAUCUGAAUGGCCUGUUAAAGGAGAGAUAUUUAUAGAAAAUUUGGUUAUGCAAUAUGGACCUGAAAACCCACCAGUGAUAAAAGAUGUUACAAUUCAUAUAAAAGAUUGUGAAAAAAUAGGUAUAGUUGGAAGAACUGGAUGUGGAAAGUCUACAUUUGCAACUUCAUUCUUUAGAUUUAUUGAACCAAAAUCAGGACAGAUUACUGUUGAUGGAAUAGAUAUCACUAAAAUAGGAUUAAAAGAUCUUAGAAGUAGGAUAACUAUAAUACCACAAGAACCUGUAUUAUUUAAUGGUACGAUAAGAAGUAACUUAGAUCCAUUCAGCGAAUGCAAAGACAUAACAUUAUGGAAUGCUCUUCGUCGAGCUCAUCUAAUAAAUGGUGACACCGAAGAUGAAUACAAUGACUACCUCAUUCAUAAUGAGAAAUCAAGACUUUCACACAAGCUAUUAACCGCCGAAACGCCAAUAUCAAAAAAACAAGAUUUACAUUUAGAUAGUCCAGUUAGAGAAAAUGGAAGUAAUUUUUCACAAGGACAGCAACAAUUAAUAGCUUUGGCUAGAGCAUUGGUUCGACAUUCAAAACUAAUAAUAAUGGACGAAGCCACUGCAAGUGUAGAUUACAAAACUGAUUGUUUAAUCCAAAAAACAAUCAGAGAGGAAUUUGUGAAUAGUACUGUCAUUACUAUUGCACAUAGGUUGAGAACCGUGAUUGACUAUGACAAAGUUUUAGUUAUGGGUAAGGUUAUAGAAUACGAUUCACCAUACAUAUUACUGCAGAAACCGGGAUCAACGUUUAGAGCAAUGUGUGAAUCAAGUGGAGGGUUUAAUGAACUAAUGGAACUCGCUAAGCAAAAAUAUGAAGGUGAUAAUUUAGGUUAA